This is a messenger RNA of Amaranthus tricolor (Joseph's coat), 2051 nucleotides long. RefSeq names its product protein trichome birefringence-like 13. Gene Ontology annotation, cellular component: Golgi apparatus. The coding region runs from base 751 to 2004 and encodes 417 amino acids. The record is from RefSeq and is a predicted model, not a curated record. The transcript has 6 exons. Lineage: Eukaryota; Viridiplantae; Streptophyta; Magnoliopsida; Caryophyllales; Amaranthaceae. Gene Ontology annotation, molecular function: O-acetyltransferase activity.
AUUUUUAAUAUCAUUAUUACUAUUUUUCAAUGAUAAAAUUAUAAAAAUAAUAAACCAACAAGCAAAAAUUUCCACCCAGCCCUAAUCGACAAUAGCAACCCAGCUACCCAGUUCCAAACGACAAUUUCCAAAAUCCAAUAGACAAUAAUAUUUUUCACCCAGCCCCAAUCGAAAAUACCCACCCAGCCAAAUUUGUUACUAUAACCACUCUACUUUACUCUACUUUCCGCCACACUCCACUCUAAUUUCAGAAAUUCUACAAAUAAUUUCUUGUGCUCACAUUUUAAAUUAAGAAAUUUUCCAUUUUGCAAGCAAUUCAAAAGUUUUAUAUUUUACAAACAACAAAAAUUUCAGAAAUUUUACAAACAAUUUAAAUUCCAAUCUCUAUCAAUUUCUCAUCUAGAAAUUCAGAAAUUUGACAAACAAGAAAAUAAGUAAGAUAAAUAAAUUCAUAGAGAAGAGAUGAACAAUACCUUUAUUAGUUCACAUUCAAUGGUUAUAUCUUGAGUUCUUCACUUCUUUGUAACUUUGAGAAAAAUGGAAUUUUAGAGAAGAUGGAGAAAGUGAGUAGUUCAGAAAUUCGUCUCAAUAGUAGGAAAAAAAAAAAAUAAAAAGAAAGUAUUUUAAUUCUCGAAACUCCGACGCGCUUACCUGAAGUAAUGACCAUUUCCGAAAUCAGCUUCCUUUCUCCGCAAAGCGUCCCAAAACUGACGCUUUUCAUCUCUUCACUGACACUUUCACUAUCAGUCAAUGGCACAACACCAUUACAAUCCAACUUCAAAGAAACCCACAAAUCCACUAUCUCUCUCUUUAACUUCCUUCCUCUUUCUAUCUCUCCUUUGCUUCAUUUCCCUUCUUCUUGCUUUCUCUGUUUUCAAAUCAUCCAUUCCCUUCACCUCUUCUUUUCAAGAUCUUCAUUUUGUAUCGAAAACCCCAUCAUCAAAUUCUUGUGAUUUCACAGAUGGGAAUUGGGUUUUUGAUCCUACCAUUAGAUCUACUCCUUAUGAUCAGACUUGUAAGGAGAUUUUCAAGGGUUGGAAUUGUAUUUUGAAUAACAAGUCUAAUGCUUUGGAUAUUUCUAAGUGGAAAUGGAAGCCUAAAACUUGUGAUCUUCCUCAGUUUGAUGCUCUAAGAUUUCUUCAACGGUUUAGGGACACUAGUAUCGGAUUUAUAGGUGAUUCUUUGAACAGAAAUAUGUUUGUUUCUCUGUUUUGCACUCUGAGGCGAGUAUCAAGUGAUGUGAAAAAGUGGCACCCGGCUAAAGCAGAUCGAGGAUUCACUUUUGUUCAGUACAAUCUUACAAUUGCUUAUCAUCGGACAAACUUGUUAGCACGAUAUGGUAGGUGGUCUCCUAAUGCCAAUGGUGGUGUGCUAGAAUCUCUUGGAUACAAGGAUGGAUACCGAGUUGACAUUGAUGUCCCUGACAGCAAAUGGGUUGAAGCUCCUACCUUCCAUGAUGUUGUCAUCUUUAAUACUGGUCAUUGGUGGUGGGCUCCUUCCAAAUUCAACCCAGUAACGUCGCCUAUGCUCUUCUUCGAGAAGGGGACUCCCAUAAUGCCUCCAAUUGCUCCUGAUGUUGGUUUGGAUAAGGUCUUGAGACAAAUGAUAUUAUAUGUCGAAAGCAAAACGCGACCCGGUUCAAUAAGAAUAUUCCGCACACAAUCCCCUAGGCAUUUUGAGGGAGGUGAUUGGGACCAAGGUGGUUUUUGCCCACGCUUAAAGCCUUUGGUGUCACAAGAGGUUGAAGAACUUUUCAGUGUCGAGAAUAACGGAACCAAUGUUGAGACACGCCUCGUUAAUGAUCACUUGUACAAGGCCCUCAAAGGAUCGAGUUUUCAUGUAUUGAACUUAACCCAUAUGAGCGAAUUUCGAGCAGAUGCUCAUCCAUCAAACGCCGGUGGAAAGAAGCAUGAUGAUUGUAUGCAUUGGUGCUUACCUGGCAUUACAGAUACAUGGAAGGAUUUAUUUGUUGCAUACUUGGAUAAUGUAAAACAUCAGAACUGAAUAUAUUCUUUCAUUUCAUCAAAGCAUUGCUGCUUUUGUUGGUUCAA